Entamoeba invadens IP1 is the source of this 3900-nucleotide messenger RNA. RefSeq lists its product as hypothetical. Gene Ontology annotation, biological process: protein ubiquitination. Gene Ontology annotation, cellular component: nucleus; Cul4-RING E3 ubiquitin ligase complex. The transcript is spliced from 2 exons. The record is from RefSeq and is a predicted model, not a curated record. Bases 1 to 3900 code for a protein of 1299 amino acids. Lineage: Eukaryota; Evosea; Mastigamoebida; Endamoebidae. Gene Ontology annotation, molecular function: protein binding.
AUGAUUGGGAUUGAGUACUCUUCAGACUCUGGACAAGAUGAUGUUGACAAUAUGACCGAUAUCGAAGACGUGGAAAAAGCUUUAGAAGAACUUGACAAGAACAUCCUCGAACGAUUUGGGUGUGAAAAAGGUAUUGAAGAGUGGAGGAAGGCUGUCGACCACCUCUCGAGUUGUUUUGAGCGUAACGCGACGAUGAAAACGCAGACGGAAAUUGAUGAAGAUGACACAUCGUUUAUUUUUUCUCAACUUUCUUCUGAAGCAUUCACCAAGUGUAUGGACUUUAUGAGACAGUGGACUUCUCUUGAGUGUGAAGAGAAUGCGGUGUAUGCGCUCCGGAUGUUUCUAGGAGCGACAUCGAGUCGGUCGCUUCAACUUGGUGACACCAAGAUCGAAAUCUGUUUGUGGGUGUUGAAUCAUUUCUCCGGACUCCAACGCGUCGCCAAAAUAUUUGCGAUGGGCAUCAUUGGUAAUGUCCUCAAUCGCGAAGACUUGUUCGAGACCCCUCCCAAAUUCAUUGCGGAGGUCGUCGACAUUUUUGUUGGAACAAAUGGAUUUACAAUAGACGAGAAAGGGGAGUACACGUCGUUCAUUUCGCCAAUGACUCUUGCUAUUAAAACUAUUGACCCACAAAAGAAAGUCGUUAUUUUUGAUAAAGAAACAGACAUUAAAACCCCAGACAUCAACAACGAACUUUUGGACUUGAUGGAAAUGAAAACUAGUUUACUCUGCUUGCGGCGGAUUGCUUUUAAACUCGACCAAUUUUUCGGACCGACUGCUUUGCCGUUUUCCGAUGACAUUUUGAAGGCGGUUGAUGAAAUUGUGAGAGGGCACAAUGUCGAGACAAAUAAAGUUCAUUUGAUGGUACCAAACGAGUUCACAGAUAAACAAGUGUUGUUCCAAGAAAGAAUACAGAAGUGCUUUGUCAUUCGAAACGACUACAUUUACAGCGACGCAAUGUUGCUGACGGGUAUCAUCAUGUCGAACGAAGUAGGGUUCACCAAAGAAUUGUUGAAAGGAUUUCCAACAGUGGUGAGUGAGAUGAGCGAGCAGAGACUGUUAGGUGUGAUUAACUUAUUCACGGGGUUCAUCUAUGACGAUUCUACGUGUAAAACAGUUGUUUUCCAAAAAGUGAAUUCUGUUCGAGACUUCCUUAAAGUGACGAGCUGCUUUUCCAAUUUUGCGAAAGUGAAGCAAAAAGCGUUUUUGGGUGUGACGAAGGUGUUGUUGUCAACACCGAUAUAUUUCAAUAUGUUAUAUGAAACAGAUAUUUUGUUCAACACAAUUCGAUACAUUGCGAUGAACUCAUUUGAAAAGGAUAUUGUUGUUCCAUCACUCAGUUUUUUAAGGGAUGUCAUCCAUGCACCGCUUUUCAGACAAUUUAGAGAUUUACUGGGAUAUCCAAGCCAACCUUAUCAAUCUGUAUACUCGGGGUCUCCCACAAUGAUCCAGGAUUUGUACGUGAAGUUCAUGUUUCAAAUUCAUCGAAAGAUCUCGGGGAUGGAGGAGAAUGAAGUGAUAAAGAAAAUCGCGGAGAGAGGGGUGUUAAGUCAAAUAUGUGAGAUCUGUUACAAACUUGAUUUGAAUAGCGACUACUAUAAAGGGUUUGGUGGCGGGAUGUUAGAAAUCCUGUUUGACAUAAUACAGUACGUUUCCACCGUUCCAAGCUGUGUAAAAUACAUUUUGGCUGAUUACCUGUUUUACAAAGAAGCGCGCGACGCGACUAUGAGCGAAGUCCCAGAUGAAGAAAAGUCCUUUCCAGCGUUAGUGAAUGAGAUGGGAAUUCGAGAAGAAGACGCAAAAGCGCUUUUUGUGUUAAAAAUGUAUUUGGAAGAUCAUGGAAUAUCCUCCGAAAUUCGGUUGUCCAUUUUGAGAACGCUAUUUCAUUGUUUGAGUGUUGAGAAUGCGAGUGGUGUUGAUGUAGAAAACAAAAUUAAAGCAAGUGGGUUGGUCAUCAACAUAAUGAAUGAAUUGGAAGUUGAUUACAACAAUAAAGAGUCUGUAGACAUUGUUUUGAAUGCGACCGAUUGUUUGAUAUUGAUGGCAAAGAAAGAUGAGAAUGUGUUGAACAUAUUGAAGCCAUUAAAUAUUAGCAACAAGUGCAACAAAAUACUUAGCGAUAUCAAUGAGCGACUGACAUACAACUCUGGGUAUAGUUUUAAGAUGUUGGUUUCGUCGUUGCAAAGCAUGGUAAAGUUCUUGAACUCGAAUGACGGUGUUGAGAAAGAAAAGAACUACAGCCGCAAUGUAAAAAUGCUCAACCAUAUGAUUAUUGACUACGACGAGAAGGACGCUUUACAGUUGGUGUACGAGCAUUUACUGAAAGAGGGUUUGGUAGACUCUGCGGCUUCUCUACGUAAAGAGGCCUCUUUGAAACAAGCCUCUUCCAUGAACGAGGAAGGAAAAACGACGUUUGAUGAUGUGCUGAAAGGCUAUUUGGCGCACAAACACUUACAAUGCAAGCAGUGCCCUACAAUAAUUCCUCAACAAAAAGUUACAGAACAACACUUAUGUGUUCAAAAUAAAGACAAGUAUCGAGAAGCUUCAAUGAACCUUGCUUCUCGUAUCCUUCAGCGAAAAUGCUAUGGGAGUUGUUUGGAAAAUUAUCGAGGGUAUGACAAAUCUGUUGCCUUUUCGACGGUAUCUUUAAGAGAGUAUAUGCUAGACUCUGAAGAGGAAAACAUACAAGUGAGUUGUGUGUCAACGUGUGAUGAGGGGAUGAUGGUUGGCCUGAAGAACGGGUCGAUAAGACUCUUUGGGUCGCGCGGGAAUAGUCUCCAGAACGAUUUGUACAUUAAUGAAGCGCAGCAUGCUUUCUGUGAAAUUAAAGUUGCUGGAGACUCUGUGUUUGCGUUGAACAACGACGGUAAUUUAAUGGCGUUUUCGAAAAACGACAUCUUGGCAGUUACUACGAUGCCAAUAACUCCUGCAAAUACAAUAAGGAGUUACAGCUGUUUUGGUGUGAAUGACGAGGGGAGUCUCUUGGCAUGUUCUCCGUUCAAUGAGAGGAAAUUGGACAUCUUCGACCCCGCAACAGUAGAAGUGGUGGACACGUACACCAUCCCAGAUAUUGCCAUAACGAGUCUUCCAGUGUUCUCGUCAUGUUCGUCUCUUCUAUUCUGUUCAAGAAGACUCUUCGAUAUGAGAAUGAAACAAACGGUACACACUUUUGACUUCUUGUCACGAUUCAAUGGGGGGAUGUUCACUUCUGAUGGGCUCGACGUGUUGAUAGAUGCGGAGUUGUGGGAUCUGAGGAUGAUGAAGUUGCGAAAAAGAAAUGAGAUGUUAAGUGGGACAUACUCCCAAGUGAUUGAUGAUGACGUUUUCAUAUCUUUUCCAUACGACGAAAACGAAGAACGGAUGGAAGACUCGCAGUCUUUUGGAGCGAUAUUUUCGGCGUUUGAUAUGGAGUGCAAUUUCAUUAGUCGAACCAAUGUGGUCGAUUUCUGUUUUGAGUACUCCAAGAAUUUGGACACAGUCUACAUCGAAGGGUGGCCUUCGGUGUACAAAGACAAGAAGCAAAUUGCUCUGAUCACCAAAAUGGACCGACCAAAAAUUCUGUUGUUUGAGUAUGGAAAGAACAAGUCAACAUUAGUUGGAUCGCUUGAGACAUCAGAAGAACGUUCUGAAAGUGAAGACACGAGCUUUUUUAACGAAGAUGAUGUCUUUGAUCCAAAUAACCCAUUUGAAAUGGAAUUGUACAACAGCGAUGACGGUUUCAUAGUUGAAGGUCCAACUGAUGGAGAAGAUAUCAGUGUUAAUGACGAUGAAGAAGAUGAUUUUAGCACAAGCGAAUUGAUGGACGUGGAUUCUGAUGAAGACGAGAGUGGAAAUGCAGAGAGCGUGCAUCGUGAUAGCCAAACUUCUACAAUGGAACAUUCGAGCGAAAAGAGUGAAAAGUAA